Messenger RNA from Hippocampus comes (tiger tail seahorse), 508 nucleotides. Its product is annotated as interleukin-13 receptor subunit alpha-2-like. The transcript has 3 exons. The annotation marks the transcript as partial. NCBI's taxonomy places the organism in Eukaryota, Metazoa, Chordata, Actinopteri, Syngnathiformes, Syngnathidae. Gene Ontology annotation, molecular function: protein binding. The record is from RefSeq and is a predicted model, not a curated record.
CUUCCGUUACAUCGUUCAUACUUGAAUAAUGACAUUUUAUUUGCAGUGGACCCCCCCGAGGAGAUUAAAAUCAUAGAUCCUGAUCAUCUUGGCCGUCUGGAGAUUACAUGGACUCUACCGGCGAGUUUACGUAAAUUGAAAGACUGUCCUCAACUGUACAAGGUGGAAUACUUCAACGCUUAUUCGCAGAGAUGGGACAUUAUUCAGACCCCUCAGAGGACAUACAGCGCUCAGUUUGAUCUGAUGAAGGAAAUACGAGUUAGAGUGUACACCCUGCUGAGUGGACGCUGCACUAAUAACACUUGGAUCAAGAGUGGGAACUUCACGGAAUUGGUGCAGAAACCUCCAAGCCUAGGUCGUCACGGUAAUGCAGUCAAAGAUUUCGGGUGCGUGUUUCAUAACAUGGAGCGCAUGAUCUGCAAGUGGAGUAAAAAUCCUACAUCUCCAGCCAACUCACAGCUUUAUAUGUAUUACUGGUGAGCCAAUUUUAUUUUCCCUGGUGGAGGUA